Cadophora gregata is the source of this 732-nucleotide messenger RNA. RefSeq names its product GINS complex subunit (gene SLD5). Gene Ontology annotation, biological process: DNA-templated DNA replication; double-strand break repair via break-induced replication. Gene Ontology annotation, cellular component: GINS complex. Bases 1 to 732 code for a protein of 243 amino acids. Lineage: Eukaryota; Fungi; Ascomycota; Leotiomycetes; Helotiales; Ploettnerulaceae. The record is from RefSeq and is a predicted model, not a curated record. The transcript has 2 exons.
AUGGACAUCUCCGACAUCCUCGAAGGCUUAAACGCUCGACAUCUUGAACGCGACCCCUUCACAGAGAAUGGCGACGAUUUUGGAACAGGCGGUAGAACUUCCGGCCAAGCAUAUCUCGAAGCCCUGACCAGAGCUUGGGUCAAUGAGCGUGGAGCAACUGAACUUCUACCUUGGCCAGAAGAUGGCCUUAUUGAACGCGCAACCAACCGUAUCAAGCAGCAAAUCGAGCUCGUCGAACAAAUGACUGGCGACAUGGACCCCAAAACAAACUUCAGCCUCAUCAUAAUCCAAACCGAAGUCGAACGAUGGAAAUUCCUCAUACGAUCCUAUCUACGCGCUCGAAUUGCUAAGAUCGACAAACACACCCUCCACUACCUCUCCCCGGAACAUUCUGGCAGACUCAGCGAGACGGAAAUUGCAUACGCGACGAGACAUCAGCAGCUGCUGCAUUCGCAUUACUUGAGCAGCUUCUUAGGCAGUUUCCCACAGAAUCUACAAAAUCUCAAUGAUACGGCGGGAGGAAUAAAUAUGAUUGGGGGUCCGGAUGAGGAGGAAGGUGUUUUUGUUAGAGGUUUGGGGGCGAGGGAUGGCAGUGGGGAGUCUGCGAUCACUGUUCAUGGGAGGGGGCGCGAUGGCGAUGGCGAAGUUGAUGUGGAGAGGGGCGAGGUUGUGAUUGCACGGUGGUCCGAUGUCAGGGACUUGGUUGAAAAGGGCGAGAUGGAAUUGGUUUGA